UGUAUGAAAUUCUGAAAAAAUUAUAAAAAUUAAGUGUAUUUUUGCAAUUUAAAUUACGAUACAAUGGCUGCAGCUUUCCAGCAACAAAUAUUUGCAUUGGAUGCUCGUUUUAACGCGUAUAGAGCACCUGGUAAUCCCAAUUUUAAAACACUUUACAUUCGUCGACGCAGUCAACUGCUGAGAGAAAAUGCAAAAUUCAAGGACAUAGAAACAAUAAAGAAGUACAUAAACAUCAGAAGUCAGUUGCUGCAGAAGAAAUAUGGAUACCAGGACAAUAUAUCAAUCAGUUCUGCUUCUUCUAGAACUCGAUCUAGCAGCAAGGCAAGCUUACAGAUUGAAGACAGUGUUACAAUAAAUCAGAAGAGGAAGAGUGAUCUCUCAAUAUCAGAGAACUAUGCAUUCACAGGUGUACAUCACAUAUUUGACCAGCACACAGACCAAGUAUCAAUGGUGAAGUUUGCAAACAACGACCGCUCCAAGCUGUGUUGUGUGUCCCACGAUGGUACUGUAUCUAUCUGUGAUGUCACUGCAACCCCACCAAAGGUUUUGUUCACUUUGGAGGGCCAUACUAAAGCAGUUACCGGUUGCGACUGGUCGGCAUCAAACGAGCUGGUAGCGACGUGCGGCGCGGACGGCGCGCUCUGCGUGUGGCACGUGGGGCGGCGCGCGCGGCUGCGUACCGUGCCCGAUCCUGCGGGCGCGCCGCUGCAUGCCGUCGCGUUUCAGCCCGCUAAUAACAAUAUGAUUAUUGCUGGUAAUGCAAAGGGAAUGGUGGAAGUGCUUAAUGUAUCUACAGGAAUAUAUCCAAGAGGAGGCAGCAGCGUGGUCGGCGGGCGCGUGCUGGCCAUAGCGUGCGAGUCCAGCGGCAGAAUAUUCUGGGCAGCUAAUGACAAGGGUGUAAUAGUGAGCUACCGCAUGUCGGGCACGGGCGCCUUGAGCAAGCUGCGGCGCGCGGCGGUGGGCGGCGCCGUCACCGCGCUCAGCUGGAGCCCCUACCUCGCGCGCCGCCCCGCCCUCCUCGUCAGCGCCGCGCCCGACACCGUGCACCUCUUCCGUAUAACGGACCGCGAGGGCGGCCUGGCGUCGUGGCGGACGUUCCCGACGCGCCACCGCACGGCCGCGGUGCGCUCCACGUUCUGCCCGAUCAUGUCGUUCCGGCGCGGCGCCUGCGUCGUCACCGGCUCCGAGGACGCCUGCGUCUACUUCUAUGACAUGGAGGCGCCUGGGCAGCCCGUUAAUAAGCUGCAAGGUCACGCGUCCCCCGUUCUGGGCGUGAGUUUCAGCUACGACGAGAGCCUGCUAGCGACGAGCGACGCGUCCGGCCUCGUCAUCGUGUGGCGACGCAGCUGACGCGCACACACACGCGCCGAUGUACGCACAGACACACCACAGUAAAUAGUUAUCACAGUGUGGGUUAUGCGUGGUGGCCACAAAGGUCGUGGAAUCGUGGGAGAGCCAUGCUUCGG
Molecule: messenger RNA, 1466 nt
Organism: Aricia agestis (brown argus)
Lineage: Eukaryota; Metazoa; Arthropoda; Insecta; Lepidoptera; Lycaenidae
Product: WD repeat-containing protein 13-like
Exons: 11
Coding region: 64-1350 (428 amino acids)
Cellular component (GO): nucleus
Molecular function (GO): protein binding; promoter-specific chromatin binding
Source: RefSeq, a predicted model, not a curated record